AACGCGGCCAAACCGUUGCAGCCAUGGACGAGGCGUUGCACUUGCACCAUGCGCGCGUCGUCGCGCAGUCGGACCUCUCCCGCCAUUUCCACGAUGCGCCGCCAACGCGGUCCGAGACACUGCUCAGCGACGCUGCCACGUAUGUGGAAGCCAUCGACGCGCUCUUCCGGGUCGGCAGCUCGCACCAGCACUUUGAGUAUCUCUUCUUCCUGUACGCCCAGAGCCACGGCGAUGGCAUUUCGCGCUCGGAGCUUCUCCAGCUGCUCCAAGAGCACUUGUCGCCUGCCGCGGUGGAGGCCGACGCACGCUUCUUUGAGAAGAUCUACACGUAUCUCAAGCGCCACUUUACGGCGCCAGUGCUAUCGCUCGACGCGACGCUGGCGCUUCUGAACGCGCGGCCGCACAUCCUCGCGUCCGUGUGCAUUGACAAGGCGCAGCUCCACGCGCGGGUGCAGUCCAGUAACGCUCGCAACCAAGUCCCAAAAGAGUUGCUCGACGCAUAAUGCAUUGUGUGUUUACGCCUAAUAGAUGUCUCGC
Saprolegnia parasitica CBS 223.65 is the source of this 537-nucleotide messenger RNA. RefSeq lists its product as hypothetical. Lineage: Eukaryota; Oomycota; Saprolegniomycetes; Saprolegniales; Saprolegniaceae. Bases 24 to 503 code for a protein of 159 amino acids. The record is from RefSeq and is a predicted model, not a curated record. The transcript has 3 exons.